CGAGCAGGAUGGGCCGUUCGGGCAAGUUGCGCUCUGGCACGGCCGGUAAACUCAAGCGUUGGCGCAAAGGGCAUAGCAGCGACAGCAAUCCGGAGGGACGACGUUAUCGCCUGGCCGCACGUGGUCGUCUGCUCGCCCCCCGGUCGGAAAACAGCAACCUGACUGUAGAUGCCCUGAAACUACAUAAUGAACUGCAGUCAUCAGGACCUGUGCCUAGAGAGAGUGCUAAGCCUUUUAUGGAGGAAGAUGAUAACAGUGAAGCUGCUAAGACUCACAAAUCAUCUGCAACUUUCCUGAGUGGCUUGACUGACUGCACCAAUCUCACCUUCAGCAGAGUGCAGCGUCUUUGGGAAUCCAACUCUGCUGCCCAUAAGGAGAUAUGUGCAGUAUUGGCUGCAGUCACAGAGGUAAUCCGAUCACAGGGUGGUACAGAAAGUGAGACAGAGUAUUUUGGUGUACUGAUGACUACUCUGGAAGCUGUGGAAUCUCCUGAAUCCCUGGCUGCUGUUGCUUAUCUGUUGAAUUUAGUACUGAAGCGUGUACCCAGCCCCGUACUGAUCAAGAAAUUCUCUGAUACCUCCAAGGCUUUUAUGGGGAUUCUGGGCUCACAAGCUUGUGGAGACUCUACUUUGGCUCUACGAUGGGUCCUCUCCUGCCUAGCUACAUUGCUGCGAAGACAAAAUCUGGGGACAUGGAGUUACCCUGUGACAAUACAAGUUUUCCAUGGCCUUCUCAGCUUCACAGUCCAUGUCAAGCCCAAGGUCCGCAAGGCUGCUCAGCAUGGUGUUUGCUGUAUCCUCAGAGGCAGUGAGCUCCUAUUUGGAGAUGGAGCUCCGUUACACCACCCAGCUGCACUGUCUACUGCUAAGUUCUGCGUGCAAGAAAUUGAGAAAUCUGGAGGUGCUAAGGAGGCCACAACAACUUUGCAUGUGCUGACUCUGCUGCGUGAUUUACUGCCCUGUUUUCCUGCUCCAGCUGUCAAAUCUUGCUGUGAGACCUUGCUCCGAGUUAUGACCUUGAGUCACGUACUAGUGACAGCAUGUGCUAUGAAAGCUUUUCAUAGCCUCUUUGCUGCCCAGCCAUCUCCAUUGGGUCUGCCAGCUGAACUUAAUGCCCAGAUCAUCAUGGCCCUUUAUGACUAUGUACCCCAUGAGAAUGACUUGCAGCCUCUGUUGGCCUGGCUGGCUGUCAUGGAGCGGGCACACGUCAACCUAGCAAAGCUGCAGUGGGAUCUGUGCUGGGCUCAUCUUCCUCGUCUCUUCAGCGUGGCUGUGAACUGUUUCCUUUCUCCUCACGGCCAGGUUGUGGCUGCUGCUGCCCAGACCCUAAUGGUUUUGCUCAAUGAGUGUGUGGCCCCUCACAUGGCAGAACUAGGACUGGUUUCAUCUGCAACUCCCUCUGGAUCUGCUGCUCAUGUUUGCAAGAUAUUCAGAGCAGUGGAAGAGGGUCUGACAUACCAGUACCAUGCAGCAUGGGCCUCUGUGUUGCAAGUGCUGAGGGUUUUCUUUGAAGCGUGUGGGCAGCAGUGUCAUCCUGUAAUGCAUAAGUGUCUACAGUCCCUAGCUGAUCUGCGUAGCUCCUCACACUUUCCCCACAGUGUGUUGCUUGACCAGACUCUGGGGGCCGCAGUGGCCACUAUGGGCCCUGAGGUGGUGCUGAAGGCAGUGCCCCUCAAUAUUGAUGGCACAGAAGAGACACUGGAUUUUCCUCGCAGUUGGCUCCUUCCUGUGCUCCGAGACCACAUCCAAAGUGCACCACUUGCCUUUUUCUCCAGUCAUUUCCUGCCACUUGCUGCUUCUCUAAAAAACAGAGCCACAGAGCUUGCCCAGGCAGGUCAGGACUUAGAAGCUAAGAUCUACGAUACACUCCAGUGGCAAGUCUGGACCCUGCUGCCUAGUUUCUGCAACCAUGCUACAGAUGUGGCAAUCUCGUUCAAAGGUUUGGCUCGCACUCUGGGCACGGCUAUUAGCGACUGUUCUGAUCUGCGGCAGAUAGUGUGCCAAGCUCUGCGCAGGCUAAUAAAUAAGGGCUGCCAAACAGAGGCUGAGCGGGCUGAGGUUGGACGCUUUGCAAAGAAUUUUCUGCCCAUCAUGUUCAAUGUAUACAGCCAAGAAGGUGAUGAUGGUGAGAGCUCUGUGCACCGUCGCUCUUUACUGGACACCAUCCGGGCCUACUUGACAGUUACUGAAGCACGGAUGGUGAGUUCCUUCCUGGAGAAAGCUUGUGAGAAACUGACCAGUCCUGAUAGUUCAGAAUUCACUAGGCUUUCCAUUUUGGAUCUUGUUGUAGCUAUGGCUCCCUAUGCUGAUGAGUCAUCUCUGCAUGCCCUGUAUGGCAACAUCCAAUCCUCCCUGCAGAACAAAGAUCAUAGAAUACAGAAAAAGGUUUAUCGAGUGCUGGAGGAAGUGUGUGCCUCUGACCGACCUGCAUGUCAUAAUUUUGUGCGAAGUCAUUUGGAGGAACUGAAGCAUGCUCUACUGGGCUCCCUGACCAGUGCAACUUCACCUGCCAAGAGACCCCGGCUGAAGUGCCUCUUCCAUGUUAUCAAACAGCUGACAGUGGAACAUGAAGAUUUUGUCACAGCCCUGCUACCAGAGGUGAUCCUCUGCACCAAAGAAGUGUCUGUGGGUGCUCGCACAAAUGCUUACAAUCUGCUGGUAGAAAUUGGUCGCACCUUUAUACGCUUCAGUGUCACUUCAAAUGAUGGAAUACAGCGUUAUCUCCUCCUGGUCUAUGCAGGCUUAACUGGCUCUGUCACUAUGAUCAGCUGCACUGUGCUUGCUCUUACCCGUCUGCUGUAUGAGUUCAAAGAACAUAUUGGGUCAGAUGAUCUGGAGCAGCUGGUGAAACAUGUUUGCCUCAUGGUAGGCUCACGAACACGGGAUGUUGUCAAAUCAGCUUUGGGAUUCCUUAAGGUGGCAGUGUUGCUCUUGGACACAGCAUUACUGGGUCGGCACUUGGAGACCAUGUUAGAAGCCAUUGGAAGAUUGACAGAUGACAUGCGGCGCCACUUCCGUAUGAAGCUGCGAAAUCUCCUUUCCAAGUUGAUCCGUAAAUUUGGGUUUGAGCCCUUGCAGGCUCUGCUUCCUGAGUCAUAUCGCAAAGUACUGCUGAAUAUCCGUAAGGCAGACGCAAGGAACCGCAAGCGACAAGCUGUGAAACGGGCUGCAGCCACUUCUACAGAAGAAGGAGGAAUAUUAGCACCAUCUAAGGGAGACAGCAUUGAGGAAGUCUUGGCAGACUCAGAUUCUGAUCUAGAAGAUGUUACAGGGAAACACAAAGGAAGAAAGACCAGAAAAGUGCUAAGGCAACAAAGCCAGGCUUGGCUUAAGGAGGGAGAAAAUGAUGAGCCCCUCAACUUCUUGGAUCCCAAUGUGGCACACAGGGUUUUAGCUACCAGGCCAGGCACUGGCCAAACUGGAAAAGUUAAACAUGAUUUCAAGUUAUCAGCUGAUGGUCGCCUUAUCUUAUGCGAAGAGGAAGAAGAACCUAAAGGACUGAAUGAGGAGUCAACAGAUCCAACGCAGGAAGUUGGGAUCUGGAGCAAAAAGGCUCAGAAACGUCGAUUUCAGGAAGAGGCAGAUGAUGAAGGGCUUGCUGCUGAUACCCAGCCACAAUACAAAGCGGGAGGCAUAGGAAUCCACCGGCCUGUUAGCAAGAAUGCAGCACCUGGGGCAGAAUAUAAAGCAAAGAAAGGCAAAGGUGACAUCAAGAAGAAGGGUGGGCUGGAUCCUUACGCCUACAUCCCCCUGAACAGAGCAAAACUAAACCGGAGGAAGAAAGCCAAACUUCAAGGACAGUACAAGAAUCUGAUGAAGGGGGCUCAGCGUGGUGCCCAGGCAGGCAAGAGACUCUGCAAGAAGCAGACCCAUACCUGAAGGAGAGAAAGCCACCCAAAAUUUAUCUGGAAAGCAAUCCUUUCAGGGCAUUUGACUGUGGGUCUUGUUGCUGCUACCUCACAGUCUGAGUUAUUUCCAAAGCUGGAACUUGCUCAUUAUUCCUGCAUGUUGGCUAUACAUGAUAUUUUUUUCAGCCGAAGGAAGAACAGUAAAAAAAUACAUACACAUCUGUUCCCCCUUCUGUUAUUUAUGGAUCCAUGUAAUAGGGGUUUUCUUGUCAGUUGUUGCUCUAGUUCCUUCCUCAGCUAUGUGCAUCUCAGCAAGUCUAGAACUUUGGAUAAGAGACUGAUUAUUGCUUCCUAAUGAAAACUUGAGCAAUAAAUAGUAUAAUAAAUUCUGUUUCCUCAGUAUAAUCCUCAGACACUGGUCCUGUGAAAUCUGCUUUUCUGUCUAUUUUCUCUGGUUUAGAUUAUUUGAAGCCACUUGCUGUUUUUAUUUGGUAACUUCUACAAAGUCUCCGAGAAGUCUAGAUUUAUUUGGUAGAAGGUAAGAGCAGAGGUUAAUGGUUCAUAGUGAUGAAUCAGUACUAGUUUUAAAAAAAACUAGUACUUCCAAGGAGAACUUAGAGCUGUGAAUAAUGACCUGACCUUCUGAACAAAAUCCUGCCUCUUGGUAGAUCUUCUCUUGCUACCAUCAGGUCUAGACACAGCCCCAUAUCUGAGACUAGCUAGUGUCAUGUGGAAAAGCUAACUUCUACAGCCAAAUGUGUGGUUUAGGUUUUGCACACAUUUUCUGAUUUGCUGUAUGCAAGAAUAAGAAACCCUGCCUUCCAAACAUGGAACAUGGAAACAGUGAUCAGUGGCAAUAAUUCUAUGAAGACAAAAUGAAAUGUAAAGUUCCAUCAUUGGUUCUCCAGCCAUUUUCAUUUAAAAGCAUUGAGAGUGGUUCUGAAGCUGUGCUCUAGCAGGUUUAAACUCUUCUCCAUGCUACUUCACUGAGCUAAGCUGCCUUCUUGCUGGCAUGAGAACUAUACGAGAAAAUAUGACAGUAGCAGACUACAGCACAGCUGUACUAAUAUACACCAUCUUGGUUGCACUAUUGCAAGAGACAAGAAUCAGAGCCUAGAAAUUCUUCUGACCAGAGACUAAUGCUAUACUGGAUGGAGAGUCUUAUUUCUCCUGAGAAAACACAUCUUGGAUAUAGGAUGGUGCUUUCAAAGUAUGCUGGACAUUGCUUUAGAUAUGAUUAAAGAAGAUGCAUGUGCUGAUUUUCUUGUUACCACCUACUAGUGGCUAUGCUUCAGAGCUGAGGUACCAAGGAGAAGGAAUUUAACCCUUUCACCCAGAAUUUCCUAUCAAAAGCUCUGGUUAGUCGUAGAUAUGUGUAUGUAUGCAAAUAGUUGCUAUUAGCCAUGAGCCUCACAUAGAAAAAGUUACAGGCAUCAUUUUUUCCUAUGUAGGAACUUGAACUACAGAGGAACUACUGAUUUAAGCCCUCCCCCAAUGCAGGUAGCCCUCUAGCUUUUUGGAAGAAUAAAGAGGUUAAAGAUGUCUCCACACACAGGGAGGAUUUCAGCUGUUGUUUGAGGGUGCUUUGGAAUUAUUUGAAGAACAGCUGCUGCUCAUUCACUCCCUACUUGCUAUGGAAACCUUGCCAUUCUUUGGGAGGAUAUUCUUCAUUAGAGUACAUCCCUUUGGUUAAAAAGCUUAAUAUAAAGCCGAAUAACAGCUUGCAUGGCAGCUGUGCGCUUGUUAUUUUCAGAUUGAGUUAGUUGGCACUGUGAUUUCACAGGGAGGAGGCCACUGAAAGGUGGAAUAGCAAAGAAGUUGCCUGUUUCCAGAGAAAGUAAUGCCUGAUGUAUUCAUUAUUUUAGUCCAAUAUGAAUAAUAAACCCUGAACACAAUCUAAAAAGGA
Messenger RNA from Candoia aspera, 5753 nucleotides. RefSeq names its product ribosomal RNA processing 12 homolog (gene RRP12). The transcript is spliced from 34 exons. Bases 9 to 3878 code for a protein of 1289 amino acids. The record is from RefSeq and is a predicted model, not a curated record. NCBI's taxonomy places the organism in Eukaryota, Metazoa, Chordata, Lepidosauria, Squamata, Candoiidae.